This is a messenger RNA of Mesocestoides corti, 216 nucleotides long. The record is from the annotation of a GenBank genome assembly. Lineage: Eukaryota; Metazoa; Platyhelminthes; Cestoda; Cyclophyllidea; Mesocestoididae.
AUGCAAGAGGGCCAGGAAGCUGACCACCUGGCUUGCGCCAUUAAAAACUAUUUACUUAUCGAUUUUCUGUGGGACAAAAGGGGCGCUCGCGUGCCUGCCUGCGGUGGUGGUGGUGGCGGUGUGUCGUUUGGUGAAAUGCGCCAGCGGCACCUGCAUCCGAUUAAUGUCCCACCCCGGUCCCAGAAGUGGUUCAACUUUCGUGGGAACGUCCCUUAA